AUGGGGAAGAAGAAAUUCAUCGACAAAAAAGCCUCUACGACUUUCCAACUCAUGGCUCGUGACUCAACCGACCCAGCAUUCGCUCAAUCCGACCGUGUUUUCGUUCGCGUCGACAACAAUCCUCGUUCCGCCGACUCUGUCUUUGCCGAUUCUCCCGAUGACCCUGACGCAGAGUUUGACACCGACGACGGAUUUGCUCAAGGUAGCGGUCCUUUGCCGGACGAUGUCAGGAAGGAGAUUCUGGAAUUAGGGUUUCCGGAUGAUGGAUAUAACUACUUGUUUCAUUUGAGGGAAAUUAAGAAUACUGGCGGCGGUUCAAAUUUCUUCAGUAACCCUAAGUUCAAACUUGAACACGUUAGUGAUGUUAAGGCUUAUGAUGCUUCGAGAGUUCGAAUUAAAGAGGCGGCAGAGAAAGAGCCCGAAGAGAACACUUUGUACAGUGUUGCAUCCCAUACUGCUAAUGUAAGGGUUCAAAAAGCUGUUGAUCCUGAAGUUGCUGCACUGCUCGAUGACAGUGAUGUAUCACGGUUUGGCUCUGAUGUUGAAGAUUUGGAGGAAGACUUUGUUGUCCAGGCUAACCUCUGUGAAGAUGAAGAAGGUAACGAAGAGAAGACACACACGUCUAAUGAAAAGAAACAUGUAUUGCAAGUUUCUGCUUAUUCCACUCUUCCCGGUGACUGUGGACCUUUGGAUGGGAGUUUAAAUGGUGCAACAGAUGUGCACUGUGUUGUUGAGAAGCCAAGAGGCCGUCGUCUGUUAGAUGAACAAUUCGAUUUGUUUGAACGUCAAGAAUAUGGAACUGAUGAUAACAGUGACUACGAUGAUUAUUAUGGUGAUUAUGAAGAAAAUUAUCGAGCUGAAGACGAGUCACUUGCUGAGAAGCUCAAACUCUCGCUUGGCAACCAUGUGAUGGAUAACCAAGAACUUGAUGCUGGUGGCAAGUACAGGGUUCCUGCAGAAGGUGAGGAGGAAGAGGAUUCUGCUGCCGAUGUGAUUCGCCGUACCAAAGAAUAUGGUGAGCAGUAUGAAGUUGAGGAUGAUAGCAAAGAUGCUGUGAUUUUUGAAGAAAGUAGCGAUGAGUCAGAAGUUUGGGAUUGUGAGACUAUUGUUUCAACAUACACAAAUUUAGAUAACCACCCUGGAAAGAUUGAAACACCGGGGGCAACUAGGAAAAAGAAAUUGGCUGAAACUGUGACUGCUGCCUUUAGUUCCUCUAGUCCAAUAAUUUCCCUAAGAGGAAAAGCAAAGCUUCCUUUAGACUUCUUACCCGGUGGUAGAAAACCUGCUGCUGAAAAGGUUAAAGACUCGACGAUUGAAAAAACUGAACGGUACAAGAGAAAACAACAUGGCCUAGAGUCAAAGGAGGAGAAGAAAGAGAGAAAGGCUGCUGUGAAGGAGGAACGACGUGAGGCACGUCGCACUAAAAAAGAAAUGAAAGAGCUUUAUAAGUGUGAAGCUAACAGGGCACAACGAGCUGCAGCUGUAUCUGGUCCCUCUUCCAUUCAUCUAUUGUAA
Messenger RNA from Lathyrus sativus (Indian pea), 1515 nucleotides. The record is from the annotation of a GenBank genome assembly. Lineage: Eukaryota; Viridiplantae; Streptophyta; Magnoliopsida; Fabales; Fabaceae.